This is a messenger RNA of Magallana angulata, 1340 nucleotides long. RefSeq names its product fucolectin-like. The coding region runs from base 1 to 615 and encodes 204 amino acids. The record is from RefSeq and is a predicted model, not a curated record. Lineage: Eukaryota; Metazoa; Mollusca; Bivalvia; Ostreida; Ostreidae. The transcript is spliced from 4 exons.
AUGGUUAAAUGUUGCCCUCAUCUCUUAUCAAACACUUUAUAUUAUCUUUUUAUAUUUUUAGACAAGAAUCAAUGUCUGGACAAUCCAUGUCAAAACGGAGGAACUUUCACACAAAACGACGAAUGUUUCACGUGUUCGUGUACAGAUGGAUUUGUAGGGGCAUACUGUACUGAAGUUCCGGUGGAACUUGCAAAAGGUAAACCUGCCGAACAGUCGUCAACGUAUUUAACAUAUUCGGCCACACUUGCAGUAGAUGGUAACAGAGGUACAAACGUCAUCGCAGGCCUUUGUGCUUCCACGGGAGGGGGAGAUAUAAAUCCUUGGUGGAGGGUGGAUCUGCAGGCUGUCUAUUCCAUCACAUCUGUCAGAAUACUCAAUAGAGGACCGGAUCAGUAUGCAGAUGUGUCAAACCGACUGCGGGAUGUUACCGUCACUGUUGGUCUGACAGAAUCAGAUGUCAACACUCCCUGUGGUGUCUUUGCUGGUCCUGGUACUCUGUCACAGCUGGUCGUCAUCGACUGUCCGUCUGUACCAAAGGGGAGAUUUGUCAAGAUCUCCAAGACAACCGAGUAUCUUACAAUGUGUGAAGUUGAAGUGUUUGGAUUCUCUGGUUGAUAUUAUCAUAACUAAUGUCUUGGCUUUCGCGAUACUGUUUACUGAGGGGUUAAAGUUUUAGUUUUCUGUAACAAUUAAGUGGCAAAUUUUCAAUGUUUUUCAUAAUAUUGAAUUUUUGGAAUGUAUCAUCGCUUAACAUCACUUGCUGAAAUGUGAAAGAAAGUUAUUCAAAUCAGUUCAAAAUAAGAUUUCACAAAAAGUUAUUGAUUGUCAUUGUUUUAUUUCAAUACCAAAAUAUAGACAAAAAGGUUUAGACUGUUAAUGGUCAGGUUACUUUUAGUCAAGUUUUGUACUAUUUGAUAAAAAAAUAGGAUGUAGAAAAAAGUUAAAUUUAAACUUUGAUGUCCCUUUAAAAAUCUUUUUUGAAAAGUAUUUGAUUAUCAAAGAUUAUAUAUUUUACUGUUUCAGAAUCUCCAAAUCUUUGCCUUAUUUUGGACAGUUUGAAAAUAAACAAAUAUUUUGACAUUCAAAGGUUACUAGAAUGAAAAUUACGUAUUUAGCCUAAUUUUUUGAAAGUAAAUAAUAGUACUAUUAUAGUUGAACAAAAUGUACUAUGAGUCGUUUUCUUGUUUCUAAUUGUUGAAUUUCAUCGACCCUGAGUAAACGUUAUCCUUAAAAUAGUUUCUAACAUGAAAUGGCUUAAGACAAUAAAAUUUCAAUGAGCACGUGUUUUUUCAUAUUGACUUUAUUUCUGACAAUUGAUUAGAAGUAAAUUAUUCACAGAA